Molecule: messenger RNA, 582 nt
Organism: Striga asiatica
Lineage: Eukaryota; Viridiplantae; Streptophyta; Magnoliopsida; Lamiales; Orobanchaceae
Source: the annotation of a GenBank genome assembly
AUGAAAAACAUCGGUCCUCUCCUCCUGCUUAAUCUUUGGCACAAACACCUUGAGGACACCGUUCUUCAUCUCAGCCUUGAUAUCACUCGUCUUAUCUAUUCUGCUACUGUACCUCCUUCCGCCAUCUUCUUCAUCUUCAAAUUCCUUCUUCCCUUCUCCUCUGAUGGUGAGAGUGUUCUGCUCCACCGACACCUUGAUGUCCUCCUUCCCCAGCCCAGGCAUGUCCAUGCGCAGAUGAAGCCCAUCGGCAGUCUCCCGAGCAUCCCAAUUCCUGCGGGCGCUAGGCGAUUCCACGAUUUGGUCCAUCAUGUUCAGGAUUUGGUUCAGGCUGCUUCGUGUGGCAAAUGGACCCAAUAUGAACAGAAGCAAAUCCAGAAACUACCUGAGAAGGGGGAGAAAAUACGACGCUCUGGGCGGCGUUCAACAUCGAGAUCGCGGUCAUCGCCGUCGUACUCGCGGAUAGCAUUUGUGUUGAAGAGGCGGAAGGCUGCCGGACGAGCCGCCGCUGACCUUGAGAGGAGGUUAGAGGCGACCAGCCUCUUCAGAGCGAGAGAAGACGCCAUAGAUAGCUUUAGCUUGUAG